Marchantia polymorpha subsp. ruderalis is the source of this 2529-nucleotide messenger RNA. The record is from the annotation of a GenBank genome assembly. NCBI's taxonomy places the organism in Eukaryota, Viridiplantae, Streptophyta, Marchantiopsida, Marchantiales, Marchantiaceae.
CUAUAGCAACCUUUUGUUUUGCUUCAGAUAUUGCUUGAGACUGAUUUUGUCAUAGUGUAUUCAGCCUUGCUAAUUCACAUGAUUCUCAUUCUUUUCAGUAUCGGGUCGGUCUGAUUGUCGCUGUUCGAGAUAUCGCAAUUUCCCUAUUUCCUUACGAUCAAAGCCUGUUCUGGAGUCUGGUUGAAUUGGCAAGAUCUUGGUAGUAGAUGAUGGGCAUGGCGAGAGAAGAUGAAGAUUGUGGAUGGUAAAUGCUUUGCGUCAAUCCACACCAAGCCUAUCCAAAGUAGAACUCCGCAUUCGUUGCAGUCGUCAUCAAACAGUUGAAGUUGUGCACGGGGUAUUGAAUUCCACCUCUAUCAAGAUGGAUCUACAGCAUGCCCAAAUCGUCGGCAAAUCUUCGGGUUUUCGUUUGAUACGUGAAACCACUUGCCGGACAGAAAAGAAAGCUAGUUGGAACAAUCAGCGCAGUGUGAAGAAUUUCAGAAGAUGCAGGACGUCUAUAAAAGCAACCGGAGGACCCGGACAGGGUGGCACCGAACUGGAGCUGCAACUGCACAUGAAAUCUUUUAGUCAGAGACAAACGUCAACCUCUCUGAUACAAGCGCCAGCUGGAAGAAAUUCGGAUUUUGGCUAUUUGUGUUCUCAAGAAAACAGUCGAAUCGCAGCCGUACUUCGCAGGGAAAGAUUUUUUGCUAAAUCAUUCAGCAGCCGCUUUUCGACACCUGAAUUUCACGCCAGAGGACCACCUUCAGCACGCCAAAUAACCAAGUCACUCCCCGAAAACAACGUACUGAGGUCGGGAUUCUGCCGUUUGUAUGAUGCAUUGCGACAGUCGGGAAGUAACUUGUUUUCAGGAAUCGAAGCUUCGGGGUUUGGCCGCCGUUUUCUCAUAUCACUUUUAUCCUCGGCCCUCUUUGGAAUAGCCACUCAAACGCCACCCAGCUUAGGUGAAACUUUGCCACAUUUACCGAGCAUUGCAAGAAGCAUCGACUUGCCUUUACUUCCAACGGAGUUUCCUGAUUUGGGGGACAUAACCCCGCUAGCAUAUGAGCAGUUUACUUUGCCAAACGGACUGCGAGUAUUCUUAUUGGAAGAUCAUGAACUGGGCCUGGUUGGGGGUGAGCUACUUGUUCGAGGUGGUGGUAGGCUUGAGCCUGGAGACAAGGUGGGACUGGCUGCAAUGUCAGCUAUCGUUCAGCGAAGUGGAGGUACUCAAACACAUCCAGCCGAGGAGUUGGAUUCUAAGUUGGAGGUCAUGGCCGCCCGAAUAGAGGCAUCGUCGAGUGUGUCAGAAAUGACUGUUGGCUUCCGAUGCUUGACGGAGGACGUGAACACUGUGUUCUCUUUGUUUUCUGAAGUGGUACAGGAACCUCUGAUGCCGCAGGAAAAGUUGGAGUUCACGCGUUCUCAGUUUUUAGGAGGUAUAGCUAGGCGCGCAGAUGAUGCAGGAGGUAUAGCCGCGAGAGAGUUCAGUAAACUUCUCUACGGCAGUGAAAGUGUAUAUGCUCGUGUGCCUGAAAUUUCUACGGUCAAUGCUAUUAGCAGAGAUGACCUGCGAGCCUUUCAUCGCCAGAAUUUCCGACCAGAGAAAGGAGUCCUUGGGAUCUGGGGUGAUUUUAAUUCAAAGGCUGUAAAAAAAAUGGUCGGGGACCGAUUUGGGGGUUGGACUGUCUCAACACAAGGUUCUCCCUUUCCGGUGUCAGACAUUGCUACUCCACUCGAAACUGGAUUCGCUUCUAGUACACCUUCUGUGUACGUCAUUGAUCGACCUGGAUUGACUCAGGGGUAUGUUCGUAUGGGGGAGUUUGGAACAACUUUAGCGGAUGACGAUGUGUUUGCCCUGGAUGUUCUCAACGGGAUCUUGAACGGUUUUGGAGGCCUUCUAUUUGAUGAGGUCCGAUCACGUGAGGGCCUCGCAUACUCCGUUUCAGGUGGCUGGUCACCUGCCAUUGAACACAGGGGAGCUUUCAUAGCAGGAGGUGAGACUCGAGUACAAGCCAUACCACAAUUUGUCCAAGCUGUGCAGCGGGUGCUUAAUAGCGUGACAUCAAAUCUUGCUGAUUCAGAUUCACUGGCGAGAGCUAAAGAAGCAGCUCUGAAUUCUUUCGUCUUCAACUUCGCAGACAGUGGUUCACAAUUAGUGCGGGUUCUCUCCUACGAGCUCUUUGGUAUUGAUCAAGAUUUCCUCUUCAAAUACAAAAGGGGAGUUGAGGCAACCACGGCCCUUGAUGUACUGAAAGCUGCACAACGCCAUCUCCAUCCAAAUGCGCAGCCUAUCUUGAUUGUCACUGAUGCUGAGAAAUUGGCCUCCGUGUCCUCCAUCUUCGAAGUUCCUGUUGUCAGCCUGAGGCCGAACUACGCCCCUCAAGCGGGGGCAGUCAUGAAAUGAUGGAAUAAUUAAACCUAGGAUCGGAAGGUCACAGUAGUCCGGACAGUCAAUUAGACAGCAUCUUUGUAACAGUAUCUGAAAUAAAUUGCUCUCAAAGUUUGCAAAUGAGCACUCUCAUGUCAUCGCGAGAAAGGUCAGCG